AUGGUAACUGAUGAGGAUUUUAUUGGCGGAAUUAAAAUUUCUGAGUCUCCGAGGAACGUGUGGGACCGAAUCAAGCGUUCCGAGAAGAGCUACCUGUGCCUUAACUGCGAGCGGCACCGCUGGAAGAACAAGGACGUGAAGCUGUGCGACAAGUGCUACCGGUCCUGCUCCCGCGAGAAGUGCGUGCACUGCAAGAGUGAGUUUUCGUUCCACAAGUUCUGCGAGAAGGCCGCCCAGACCUACAAGCGCCACGUCUGCCUCAACUGCGCCAGGAACAUCGCAACCCACAACACUGACCCGCGGCUGUGCCGUUUCUGUAGCUGCUGGUCCGCCUGGAGGGAGACCUCCGAAUGCGACCGCUGCUUCGCGCUCCUUGAGCGCUUCGGCAAUCCCACGAAUUGCGAGAGCUGCAACAAGAAUUGCUAUUUCAACAAGGGCGAGGAGUCGCGCAGCAAGGUCGACGGCCUCAAGCUCUGCUACCUUUGCACCUACGACUUCAAGAAGAACGACUACUACACGAAGCGCAGGCUUCUGGGCUCCAACAACCACGCCAACAGCAACUCCGCCGGCCCCCCCGGCCUCUCCAACGACGGCACCGCUAGGAACUCUGACACUAGUCCCGGCACCAGCCGCUCUAACUGCGAGGUCGACCUGGAGAAGGAGUACCUCAGGGACCUAGUUGCCAAGUUGGAGAAGGAGGUUGAGGAGUUGAAGCUUGAGAACGAAAGGCUGAAAUUGAUUGCAACUGAGGAUCAGGUUGCAUCCUAA
Theileria orientalis strain Shintoku is the source of this 768-nucleotide messenger RNA. RefSeq lists its product as hypothetical. The record is from RefSeq and is a predicted model, not a curated record. The transcript has a single exon. Bases 1 to 768 code for a protein of 255 amino acids. NCBI's taxonomy places the organism in Eukaryota, Apicomplexa, Aconoidasida, Piroplasmida, Theileriidae.